This is a messenger RNA of Emiliania huxleyi CCMP1516, 3123 nucleotides long. RefSeq names its product ATP-dependent RNA helicase. Gene Ontology annotation, molecular function: RNA binding; ATP binding. Gene Ontology annotation, cellular component: catalytic step 2 spliceosome; intracellular anatomical structure. The coding region runs from base 56 to 2683 and encodes 875 amino acids. Gene Ontology annotation, biological process: spliceosomal complex disassembly. The transcript has 17 exons. Lineage: Eukaryota; Haptophyta; Isochrysidales; Noelaerhabdaceae. The record is from RefSeq and is a predicted model, not a curated record.
UCUCGCCGCCCGCUCCUCGCCCUCCUCGCUGGCGCCGCGAGGCCGCGGUUCAACGAUGGACGCCCUCCUCGGGCUGCAGCGCCUCUCGCUGGUCCAGAAGAUCUGCUCCGAGCUCAAGAACCACAUCGGCGUCGACGACAAGACGCUCGCCGAGUUCAUCAUCGAGCUGGCGCAGGAGAACUCGACGCUGCCCGCCUUCAUGCGGGCGCUCGACGAGAACGGCGCCGAGUUCCCGGAGGACUUUGCGUCGACGCUCCUCCACCUCGUGCAGACCAUGGCGCCGCGCAAGCGCCCCGCGCCGUCGGCGCCCGCGGCCAGCGCCGCCGCGUCGUCCUCGUCCGGGCCGACCGAGCGCUUCUCCGGGCUGGCGAUCCCGAACGCGGACCCGGAGCGGCUGCGGAAGCUGGAGGAGGAGGCCCUCGGCGCGCGCGCGGCGGUCGACCCCGCCAUCGGCGGCCGCCCCGCCGAUCGGCGGCCUCCGCCUCCGCCGCCGCCGCCGGGCGGGCGCGGCGGCGGCGGCGCGGGCAGCAGCAGCGGGGGCGGGGGCGGCAGCAGCGGCGCGGCGCUGGCGCGCGACUUUUCGCGCGACGCCGACGCGGCGGCCGAGCCGGGCAAGGUGUACGCCGGCCGCGUCACAAACGUGAUGGACUUUGGCGCGUUUGUGCAGCUGAGCGGCGUGCGCGGCAAGGCCGAGGGCCUCGUGCACGUGUCGCUGAUCCAGUCGCAGCCGCUGCGCUCGCCGCACGACGCGCUGAAGCGCGGGCAGCCCUGCUUCGUCAAGGUCCUCUCCACCACCGGCUCCAAGAUGCCCGCGAAGCGGCUGACCUCGCCGGAGCUGUUCGAGGCCAAGCAGCUGAUCGCGAGCGGCGUGCUCGACGCCACCGAGGAGGAGCUCGAGAUCGAGCUCAACGAGGCGGAGCCCCUCUUCCUCCGCGGCCAGACCAAGGCCUCCGUCGCCAUGUCCCCGAUCAAGAUCGUCCGCAACCCCGACGGCUCGCUGCAGCGCGCCGCGAUGACGCAGUCGGCGCUGGCCAAGGAGCGGCGCGAGCUGCGCGACUCGCUAGAGCGGCGCGAGCUGCGCGACUCGCAGCAGCGAGCGCUGAUGGACGCAAUCCCCAAGGACGCCAACCCCCUAGAAGCGGGGGACGACCUCAACCGGCCGUGGGAGGACCCGAUGCCGGAGCCGGGAGAGCGGCACAUCGCGCAGGAGCUGCGCGGCCUCGGCUACACGCAGGAGGCGGUGCCGGAGUGGAAGGUCAAGUCGAUGGGCAAGGGCUUCUCGAUCGGUUUCCCGACCAAGAACAAGUCGAUCCAGGAGCAGCGCGCCUCGCUGCCGAUCGCGGCGCUGAAGCAGGAGCUGGUGAACGCCGUCGCGGAGAACCAGGUCCUCGUCGUGAUUGGCGAGACGGGCUCCGGCAAGACGACGCAGAUGACGCAGUUCAUGGCCGAGGCGGGCUUCACGUCGCGCGGCAUCAUCGGCUGCACGCAGCCGCGCCGCGUCGCCGCGAUGUCGGUCGCCAAGCGAGUGGCCGAGGAGUUUGGCUGCCGGCUGGGCCAGGAGGUUGGCUAUUCGAUCCGGUUCGAGGACUGCACGUCGCCCGAGACGAUCCUCAAGUACAUGACUGACGGGAUGCUGCUGCGCGAGUGCCUCGUCGACACCAACCUGUCGCGCUACUCGCUCAUCAUGCUGGACGAGGCGCACGAGCGCACGAUUCACACUGACGUCCUCUUCGGCCUGCUCAAGGGCCUGCUCGCCCGCCGCAAGGACCUCAAGCUCAUCUGCACUUCGGCGACCCUCGACGCGGAGAAGUACUCGUCCUACUUCUUCGAGUGCCCGAUCUUCACCAUCCCCGGCCGCACCUUCCCGGUCGAGGUCCUCUACACAAAGGCGCCCGAGGCGGACUACAUGGACGCGGCCCUCAUCACGGUGAUGCAGAUCCACCUGCAGGAGCCGCCCGGCGACGUCCUCCUCUUCCUCACGGGGCAGGAGGAGAUCGACACCGCCUGCCAGAUCCUCUUUGAGCGGAUGAAGUCGCUCGGCCCGCGCAUCUUCGAGGCCGCGCCGCCCGGCUCGCGCAAGGUGGUCAUCGCGACAAACAUCGCCGAGGCAUCCCUCACGAUCGACGGCAUCUUCUACGUCGUCGACCCCGGCUUCGUCAAGCAGAAGGUGUACAACGCAAAGGUCGGCAUGGACUCGCUGGUGGUGGUGCCGAUCUCGCAGGCGUCGGCGCGGCAGCGGCGCGCUGGCCGCACCGGCCCGGGCAAGUGCUACCGCCUGAGGUCGGGCUUUUGCUUCAGAGCGCUGCGAAGCGCGGACCGCGCCGAGGGCGCGACGACGGGCAUGCUCUCCCACGUGUCCGCCGUCUCCGGCACGCCCACGCACAGCGCGGCGAGCAGCAGCGCCAAGAGAACCGGCAGCGAGUGGGAAGGCCCUGCCGCCGCCGCCACGACAAGCGCGACGCCGCUGCAAAUUGCAAGGCGCCGGGGGAGGGCGCGCGGCUCCUCCGGCGCGGAGGCGCCGCCCUCCCACGUGGCGACCAGCUCGCGCCACAGCGAGGCGGGAGACAGCUCCUCCGGCGUCGGCCGAACCGACCAUGCAAGGGCACCGAAGGAGAGGAGCGCGGGCAACCGCAUCGACUCGGGCAGUGCCAGUCGGAGUGCACUGCAGCCUACUGCGGAGUAGCCGAGGCGCGCCGCUGUCGGCGCAGCCUCCCACCGCUGCACCAGCCCCGCACCGGGCAGCCGCUUCCAAUCCGCAUCACUCAGCUGGGACAGCCAAGGCGGCGCGCGAUCGGCGAGCGCGCCAGACAAGAGGUAGACGGCCGUGCCGACCGUGUCGUCUGCCAGAGGGAGGACCGAGAGGUCUUCGGGAGGCAGCCAAUCGCCGUACUUCUUGCGCAACUCCCGCUCGACUCCUUCAACGGAGCCGUGUCGGUGCAGCAGUUUGCGCGUGUCCGGCUGCCGCUUGUCGAUGCCGUGCGCCUCAUAGAAGCGGGACAGGCGGUAACUCAGCGCAGACUCACGCGUCCGCAUCGUGCCAGCGUACGCAGUGUACAGCACGAACCCCACCAGCGCUGAUUUCAGAGCAAGGGUUGGCACUGUCAUUAGCACGAGGCCUUCCUC